This is a messenger RNA of Symbiodinium necroappetens, 532 nucleotides long. NCBI's taxonomy places the organism in Eukaryota, Dinophyceae, Suessiales, Symbiodiniaceae. The record is from the annotation of a GenBank genome assembly.
AUGUUCAAGGACGCAGCAAGCAAGAUCCGAAAACAGCGCAGCGCUGCCGACGCCUUCGUCACUGCCACCGAGGGUGCCGUUUCCCCCGAGAACACGCCUGGUCGGUCCUUGGAUGUCACCGGCGACUCUGCCGCCGCGCGCGCUGCGCGAGCGUUGCAGGAGGUGGUGCAGGGAGGCACGGCCACCGAUCAUGCCAAGGUCAUUUCCUACAAGGAGGACGUGUUCCGGCGCAUUCGGCUUCAGUUUGGCAGAAGCCAGGAGCAGUACAAUGCCUCCCUCAGCGAAGGCCCCCUGCGGCUUGUGGGCGAAGAAGAAGCCUCCGGCAAGUCCUGCGCGUUUUUCGUCUUCAGCGAGGAUGGGCGAUACUGCGUCAAGCGGAUCGAUGCCAAGGAGGCCCGGAUGCUGCUGAGCACUGUGGACGAUUACGAGGCUUACAUUCAUAAGCACACGGGGACGCUGCUGCCGCGAUUCUAUGGACUUUAUGAAGUCCGGCUGUAUUCUACCCGUUCGCCAAUUUGGCUGAUGGUUCAGG